CAGUUUCCUGUUUUUUGUAUAAGAGCCGUAAGACUUAAUACAAUUGACUUGUAGGCAAUUUAAAGCGUAUAUAAAUGUACAGCCAAAAAUGAUUUUUAGUUAGACAUUCGCAAGACUGAAGCGUAGGGUAUAUAAAUCGCAAGGGAAGUUAAAUUCGAUUUGGUAAAUAAUUGUAAUCUGUGUUAAAGCUAUCUAAAUAAUAAACAAUAUCAAAGUGUGUAUUGUUAAUAACAAAAAGGAAAGGAAGCUUUCUAACAUUUGACUGGAUAUAAAAUACUUGAUACACAUUUUUGUACUUUUCAAAAUGAAUACAAAAGAAUGUAGUUGUUCUUCUGAGUCUGACAUUGUGCAACUUUAUGCGCAUUUAGAAAGGAUUUGACUUUGACAAUAAGUUAGAUCGUGUCAAUAAGAAGGGCGAUACUCUUAUACAUUCCAUGAUAAAAUAUGCUCAUGUUGAACCAAAUAAGUUAGAAACAAUACUUGAGAUGCUCAGAAAUAUCAUAGAUUGUAAAUUCGAAAAAGAAAGAUCAAAGAAAAAUGAGAUGAGCGAUUCAGCAGUACGCCAACAGCUUCAGGAACAUUAUGAAGACUAUAGAAACCAGAUUAAAGAGGUGUUGUUGAAGAAGAACAAAGAGGAGCUAACACCAUUGCAACUGGCAGCCAAGAGGCAACAGUUUGAAAUAUUUGAAGUAGUUUUGCAACAUGAGAUCUACAUUCCAAAGCAUACAAACGACAGUCUCUUCCAUCAUCAGAAAUACGACAUCACUGAAAUAGAAACGCUUGCAUUGAAAGACGGAGUCAAAGGAACAGAUCAAGAGGAUUUUAAGACCGAGCAUCAUGAAUUCGUCUUACGAAUUCGUCUUCGCUAG
This is a messenger RNA of Ruditapes philippinarum (Manila clam), 869 nucleotides long. RefSeq lists its product as uncharacterized. Lineage: Eukaryota; Metazoa; Mollusca; Bivalvia; Venerida; Veneridae. The transcript has 2 exons. The record is from RefSeq and is a predicted model, not a curated record. Bases 435 to 869 code for a protein of 144 amino acids.